Messenger RNA from Bradysia coprophila, 2391 nucleotides. RefSeq names its product sushi domain-containing protein 2-like. NCBI's taxonomy places the organism in Eukaryota, Metazoa, Arthropoda, Insecta, Diptera, Sciaridae. The record is from RefSeq and is a predicted model, not a curated record.
ACCUGCAUAAGCUUUGCACCAGCAAUUAGCAAUACACGCUACAACGGUAACAGUUUAUUUCUAAUAAGGUCCACCACUUACUAUCCAAGAGGACUCAAUUUAACUGUAAAUUCGUGUGGGAAGCAGAACCAUUCUAGAAUGAAAUUAGUAACUUCGUGUAUAUCACUGGUUAUUUUUGCGUCCGCAGUCUACAAUGUAAUUGCGGAUGAUAAAAAAUGUACUGUAAAGCGUGCAGAAUUCACGCCAUUGACCAUAUCUCCCUCAUUCGUUCCAAUCGUCGGAAAUGUUCCAAUCACAAUACAAGGUCCUUCCAUCACCGGUGCCGUCAAAGUUGAAAUCCGAUUCCAUGAUGAAACUGUUAAGACAGUAACUGGAACAAUAUCAGGGGACAAGGUAACCUGUUUAGUGCCGUUUUUAAACACGAACGGUCGAAUUAAGGUGGACAUGAUAGUUACUAGCAGCACUAGUACUGGUGAAACGUACUACGGCUUCAUUUACACCGAGAAACAUCGCAGUGAAAUGAAAUUUGAACUUGUCAGCAAUACUCAAAUCAAACUUUCUUGGGAUAAGACGAAGUUCGAUGCAGGCACCCCGCUAAAAUUGGUGCUGUUGGAGGUGGUUGGUGGAGUUUUUACUUCUAGAGGUGUGAUCAAAACGAACAUCCCAAACAAUGGCGCCUUCACAGGGAAUCUCGAUAGCCAGGGCUCAACCAUAGUUCAAAACUUAAGGAAUACUUACGUUGUUCAAUUAGAAACUACGGCCAAGUCAACUACUACGACUACCAUUAACAAUCCAAUAAUUUCAAAUUAUCUGAGUCAACUCACAACGAAAAGUCAGGCUGAGAUCGAUAAAAUGUGUCUGGAUUGGUACAUUGUGGAUAAUGGUGUUCCAAAAGACACUGAACCAUGUCCAAAAACUUUAGAGCAAGCUAAGGUUGAUGAACGCUUUGAGCCCGUUAAUGACUUGAAGCCAUAUAAUCCUGAUGCAGAAUUCGGCUUCUUGCAACGUACUCCAUCCAAGAGUGGUGCUGCCCAGCGUUGUGUUUACAAAGGUGGAAAACUAUUGGUUGGACCUCCGAGCGGUGGUAAUGUGCGAAAAGUUAGUCCUAAUGGUCCUUUAGGAGAAUGGCACCACUUCGCUGCAGACAUAAUGCCAUGGUUCCUGUGCUGUAAUAAUAACAAGGCCAACUGUAAGCUGUACUACGAAAGGAGACCAUCCGACAAUGGUGAUAAUUACAAACCGCCGUGCUGUGGAACAGUCUGUGGAGACCCGCACUUCACUACAUUCGACGGAUUUUACUAUACUUUCCUUGGACUCGGAGAGUUCUGGGUUAUCAAAGGUCAAGAUAACAUUUUCUCGAUGCAAGGAAGAUUUACCCAAUAUCUAAACACAGGAGCAACCGUCUGUACGGUGUAUGUGAUGCAAUAUCGAGGCUGUGAAGGAGUUGUAACUAUUCAGCUGUCCCUGAAGAAGGACUACAUUGAGAUAAUGAUUGAUGGGCAGAUAGUUGCAUUUGACUCGAAGCCCAAUCAGCCUAAACGUACCAUUGACUAUAACGGUGCGUCUAUUGCAAUAUAUUCACAGAAAGAUAUUAGGAUUACGUUCCCCUCGGGAUAUUCGUUCAAAUUUACCUAUGACCCCAAUGUUAUCAACAUGAUUGCUUUACUGAGUCCUGAACUGAAAGGUACGAUCAGGGGUUUGUUUGGUAACUUUGAUGAUAAUCAGGAGAAUGAAUUUACUUAUCCUGAUGGAAAAGUUAUUCCCAAAAAUUCGAACGCAAAAGACAUCAACGACUUCGGGAUGAGCUGGAAAAUUGAUUGUAAAGACAGUUUGUUUACAUAUCCAAGUGACAAAGGUUAUGAGAGCUUCCAUGACGAUAAAUACGUUCCCAAAACCGACCCGAUAGACGUCGAUAACGUGCCACCGAAGGUUAAGGAAGUUUGCGGAGAUAACUAUGAAUGUUUGUUUGAUUUCACUGUUACUGGAAAUGUAGAGAUGGCAACCAGUACUCUGACAACUAUAAAGACGUUUACUAGCAUUAUUCAAACAUUCAGCGUUUCGUGUCCGAGAAUAACUGUUCCGAAAAAUGGUUCCUUAGAAGUUGUUAAUUUUGCUGAAGGAAAUACCGUCAAACUUGUUUGCAAUGACUCAUUUAAACUUAAGGGAAAUGAUACCAUCAAAUGCAUUAGAAGUGCAGGUGGACAACUGUCCUGGGACGGAACAUUGGGCGAAUGUACAAAUUCCUGCGCAAAUGAGAACUCAUGGUUACAAUGGCUUUGUGAACAUGGAUUUUCUACAUCGUAAAAACAACAACGUAGCGACAAAAAGCGCGUUAAAUGAUCGAUGGAAAUAGUUGAGAAUUUUGAUUAAAUAAACGAAUGUUACAUACAA